Xyrauchen texanus (razorback sucker) is the source of this 2363-nucleotide messenger RNA. Its product is annotated as F-box only protein 22-like. Lineage: Eukaryota; Metazoa; Chordata; Actinopteri; Cypriniformes; Catostomidae. Gene Ontology annotation, biological process: positive regulation of proteasomal ubiquitin-dependent protein catabolic process; regulation of skeletal muscle fiber development; protein polyubiquitination. The transcript is spliced from 7 exons. Bases 30 to 1190 code for a protein of 386 amino acids. Gene Ontology annotation, molecular function: protein binding. The record is from RefSeq and is a predicted model, not a curated record.
GUCAGAUGUGAACAGAAACCCAUGUGAAAAUGGAAGGAGACGCGGCUUCUCCAAACUCCUGGGCUGCAAGUAAAGCAGGAUAUAUCCUGAGUAAUGUUGCCGAAGUCGUAGAGAGGAUUUUGACAUUUGUGCCGACUAAAACUCUCUUUCGGAUAGCAAGUGUUUGCAGGCUAUGGAGGAACUGUGCACGCCGAGUCCUGAGGACCCAGCAGAGACUGACCUGGCUCUCAGCCACUGGCUCAUCUAUAUAUCAGGAGCAUGUUCUGCUCAGGACUAUGGCAGAAGACUUGGAGAAUAUCUACCUGCUACCCCAGACAGCUCUCUUAAUGAUAGAUGGGGAAAACUUCAAUGGGCCUUUUAGUUACAGACACAAAAAGGCCAGGAAGUGUGAGGUGGAGUUAAACCCUGUCGAGAAGCUGAGAUGCUUACUGCCUAGCAGCUGUGACAUAGUAGCCGUUGUCGCACCAGGAAUUGUGGUGACCCCCAGUGGUUUGCCUAGCAACCCCCCACAGGAGUAUGAGCAGGGGGAAGCUGGCUUCAGCCUGCUUUUCCCUGCAAUGGAUGGGGUCAGCAUCCGGCCUUUCCACUUCUGCAAAAAGAGCCUCAGUGAAACUGCAAUGGAGGAAGCAGGGUUGAUUAACAACCCAGAUUUAAAGGUGGUGAUGUUGUUCAACUAUGAGACCUAUAAUCCUGGAGGUGGACGCUUUCUUAACAAGCUACUGGAACCCCUUUCCCAAAGUAAUGUACUUAUUGUUGGAGGACAAGUGGAAAGGGUCUUUUCCUAUGACUUUAUCUGCUGUUCUUCAGGCUCUUUUGGGGCAGUGGGACUGACCUUUAAUGGCUCCAGGAUCCAGGGUGCCUCAGUAUUGGUGGAGCAGGAUGUAAGUAGCCCCAAAGCAGCAGAGGCCACUAUCCAGCGGCUGAAGGCUGCCAAUAUCCCUGAGAGAAACACCAUUGGCUUCAUGUUUGCCUGUGUGGGGCGUGGCCACAACAGCUAUAAUAACCAGCAUAACGUGGAGGCUGACGCCUUUCGGAAGAUCUUCUCCAACGUUCCACUUUUAGGAUUCUUUGGAAAUGGAGAGAUAGGCUGUGACCGCAUAGUCAAAGAGAACUACACACUUAGUGAGACUGAUACUGAUGGACUACAACACUCUUUUACUACAGUCAUGAGUCUGGUGCAUUUUGGCUAAAUUGCACUCAAACAUGCACAUGCAUUGAAGCAUGGCAAGGGACCAAUCAAUCCUAGUUAACUUGGUGUUUCAGGUCAAACUUUUGCUGCAUCCCCGAUCAGGUCUGUUUGUCAACCGAUCUAAUUCUCCAAGGUUCUUUGCCCUGAAUAUUCUUAAUUCAGGAUGUCAGAGGGACACUUUGCAGUUUUUCGACACCAAAUUCACAAGACUGCCAUUGAGUAGCACCUGUCAUGAACACGGGAAGUGUUGAAUAUCAGUUUUGGAAUAAUUUGUUUUAAAGCUAACUAUGAUGGAUGGCAAUUGAAUCAUCCAUUCAUCAACCUUGGUACUAGUGGAAUUCCAGUACCAUCAUUUCUGUUUUUUUUUUUUUUAAAUGUACUCCAGACUGAUUGCAUACCCACUGCUUGUAUUCAAUAACAAGUGCUAUUAACCACUGAAGGAAAUUGCAAGAAUGGAAGGUGAGUUGGCCCUGAAAAGGUUUCAGUAGUAGAGUAAGGAACCCUUAUCCAUAUCAGCGCAUAACUAUAUAUGCAGUAAUGGAUAUUAUAACCUGUUGUAAAUAACCAGGUGAGUGUAAUAAAGGACAGAAGUGAGAAAAUAUUUGCCCUAACUAUGCUAAAUACAUCAAGACCAUUCUUAAAUGGAUGUUUCUAUUGAUGACUAAAACCAAAACGGUUUAUUUGUUCUGCUCCUUUAAUUCCAACAGGAUAUGCCUUCAUUCUGGUUCAUGAACUUAUGUUGCUAGUUGACAAUUUCAUUAAAUUAUUCAGCUUCUCUGCGCUUGCUAUAUUUCACAGAGAUUAAUGAAAUCUCAUAGUGUCUACUGGCUCCUUUGUGAAGUAUUGGUUUGAACGUUGUAAACAUUGGUUUACAAAGUGCAGUGUAUUUGUCAAAUCUCUUAUUUUUGUCAACCUUUGUUCUAUUCAAUGUGCUGUUGUAUUGUAUGGCCUACUGAUAGUCAGCUUGUUUUCUCCUGCCAUAUCUGUGAGUCAAAUGGAGAGUUGGUUUUAUUUGUCAUGUGUUUUAUGGCAGAUUGUUGGUUUUCCUUCUCUAUUAAAAAAAAGUUCUCAAUCUACAUGUGAUGCUCAAAUUAGUCAUACAGUUGUCGGCCAAUGAUGUGUACAUUUUCAUGUAUGUGAUCUGAGCAAAGCACAUGUCCAUAAUAAAAUCAAU